AUGGUAUAUUUGACAUUCUGCACCACGCAUUACUCGAGUAUGAGGAAAUCGCGUACACUUCUCUGGCGCACUAAGACGCAAUCAAUGAGUGAAUUAAAGCAGAAUGACACUCAGGACAUCCACUAUCCACAGUAUCAUAUAUGGUUUGGAUGUUCUAGUAUGCAAAUAUCAAUUGGAACAUACCUUUGGAGACAGGGUAUGCUUCUGUGUUUUUGUUUUUGUUCGACCGCGUCAUAUGAUGCCCAUUGCCGGCGGUUAGCCAUCCGGGAUGUUGCCGAGCGAGACUUCAGCGAGGCAUCGAUCUCUAGCGACCACUGUCCUGAACCGCUUACAUGUAAGGUUGGGUCUGCAGCUUUCAGUGCAUUUUAUUACCUGCCAUUUCAUCCCUCAUCUAUUGCUACAGGAUUUUAA
Molecule: messenger RNA, 411 nt
Organism: Loa loa (African eye worm)
Lineage: Eukaryota; Metazoa; Nematoda; Chromadorea; Rhabditida; Onchocercidae
Exons: 3
Coding region: 1-411 (136 amino acids)
Source: RefSeq, a predicted model, not a curated record